Molecule: messenger RNA, 6464 nt
Organism: Acanthaster planci (crown-of-thorns starfish)
Lineage: Eukaryota; Metazoa; Echinodermata; Asteroidea; Valvatida; Acanthasteridae
Source: RefSeq, a predicted model, not a curated record
AUGAAGUCACCGGACAUCACCAGCAGCCAGGUGACCCGGCUAGUCAAUUCUGUCCCAGCACCACUCAGAUCCUGCUCCGUAAGACAAAGGUUGCCGUGCAGUCAUAACAUCGGUGCUUUGCAGGUGCUAGCAGGAUUUUGGUUCCUGGCCCACCUUAGGGAACCGCAUCAUGUCACGGCUGACUUCGAUGUAACCGGUUGCUUCCUUAUCAUCCCCCACUACAUUGGCGUCCUGACGUUUUUCCGGGACAAGAUGAAGACGCAGACAACUGUAGAGAAUGCUAAUGUUCAUCUUUUGGCAUCAGUGAACACCAUUGAGGAAGCCACAAAGAUGAUUGGUACCUUGAAAAAAAUGGUACCAUCUGUCAAGUAUCACCACCACUGCAGUGGAUCAGACACCUUUGAUGCUCACCUCCAGCAUUACUCGUCUCCAAACAGCAACCAUUCCAACAAUGUGCCAGGCAAGCGAGGUUAUUGUCAGAGUUGCUGUGAUACCUUAGUGAAUUUUUCCUUCGGAAACGAUGACGUAACUGACAUGGAAGCAGAUGAAAUAGAUGCGGAGGCAGAAAUGGAGACAGGUGCCAGUGCAGAAGAAGUCAUGGAAGUUGACAGCAACGAGUCAGUGUCCAUGGAGAUAGACAAGUUGGACGCGGACAUCAUGGAGGUUGACUUCAAUAAAUGUGAUGAUGCUGGGACUGCAAAGGAGACUGAAGACAAGGAUGACACAGACAUGGAUGUCGACCUUCGUGAAGAUGAAAAAAUGGAGUGGGACGAGCUAUUACCGAUUCAUGGAGGAUGGGACUUCACGAGAUUCCAUUAUGGGCCCGAUCAUGUCUUCACCAGACAACCCCUGCAUAAAACAGCCAGCUGUGUCGGUCUGAAGACUGAAGCCAUGGACUGGGAUGAGCAUGUGUCUAAAGCCUGCUGGAACUGGCUUACAGUUUCCUCUGUGAGUCCGAUUUCUGCCCUCACAUCUGCAGAAUCUCCGCUAAUGGCGUUUUCAGCAAGAAAUACACCAAGAGCGUCGGUACCACCGCCACCACGUCCACCGCCAUUGCUGUCACUGCCUCUUCGCAGAGCCGGCACACUACCACAAAAACCGCCCACAAAUGCAGCCAUUAGGUUUGAAUCACGUAAAAGUAUAGGCCUAGGUGAUGAAAGACAGCUAGGCCAACGUUCUGUGCUACGGGGUCAGGCUCUGGAAGGAUGCAGCGUUCUGAGGGAUCACAGCAGGAUGCCAACGUUAACCGAACCUAAAAAUCGACGAGCUCGCUCAUCGAGGAAAGCAAAGCUUGCGAGCAUCAAAGUGGCAACACAACAAAGGCCGAAACGCAAACAGUACUACCGUGCAAGCCACAAACGACGACAGGCAUUGAGACACAUGGCUCUCCGGUGUGGCUUAUCUACUCGUGAAGCAGUUUGGACAAGGCAGAGAGAUGAGGUCCCGGAAGGAAUCAGACUCACCAGAUUCAGAAUUAGACAAGAUCACAAGACAGCCCGCCUUGUCAGAGCUUUUACAGAACUUACAUUGAAGGACUGCGACAUAAAAUCUUCAGAUGGGCUGUUGGCAUCACAUUCUCUUGCAGCCACAGGAUGUAUGAGGACGACCCAAAGCGCACGAGAGUGCAGUAUCAUGGAAAAGCUGGAGCCGGAACUUCCAGUGAAAUCAAACGUUCAUCAACCUGCAUCUACCGGGGAUAUUCCCGAGAAAAAAACGAAUGAGGUUGAUAAACUUGAUCGUCUACGUGGGUGUCUGGCACUAUCUAAUCUUGCCAUAAGUCCUAGAUACCACAAAGACAUUAAUGGUGAUGCAACAAACCAAGAACGACAUGACGCUCCUAAGGGGGAGGUGAGAGUACCUUCAGCAAAUCUGCAACAACCACAGGGUAUAUCUUCAUCUACCGAGAAGAGACCAGAGGGAGAAAAGACAGACAUUUCGAAAUUUGUCAGGCUGCAUCAGUGUUUGGCAUUAGUUAAUGUCUCAAUCAAGGACAUUGAUUGUAAGAGAUCAACUGGCGCAAUGGCCAUCAAAGAUGUCAAGGAUGUCUUACCUGAAAAUCUGCAAAUGAACAACGUGGACAACAAUCAGCUUCCGGCAGCUAAUAUUUCGAUGAUACAGAGCUCAUCUGAUUCCAGUGACGGUGGGAAAACAAAACAGCGUGUUGACAGCAAAUUUCCUAAAGACAACCCCCAUCAAACACAUAGUGAAUACACAUCUGCCGAAAACCCAGCAGAUCAAGACUCAAGUUUUGACAACGUUGUCAGCGUUCAUUUUUGUGAGGCGCCAAAUGGUAUUUUGAUGAAAGAAGGAACAUCAAAAGACGCAAACCAGGGAAUAAUCAACCAAAUUAACGACAAGGGGCUGUCUGAACAAAUUAUCGAGGAACAGAAAAAAGAUUCAUGUAUACCUUGUCAAGUUGACGUCCUCAGAACAGGAGAUAAGCCCAGCGAAGACGACAUAUUUGCAAGUCACCUGCAACAUUCCAGAAAAACAAACAGUGAUCAGGAAUUGGGUCGAUGUAUUGACGACAGUCCCAAAGGGUUUACACUCACCAAGUCAGAGGCCUUACCAGUUCGCAAGCCUACUCCCAUUGACUCAGGCUGGACGAGACGUGAGGUCGUCUUACAGCAGACCAGACAAGCUGCUGGAUAUACAAGAAGACCAAAUACCCCAGUCGCAUCCCUCAUCACUGCAUUCACACAACUCAGAUGCACUGACCUUGAAUCGAUGUCCUCGGUAACUGAAACACCAGAAGAGUCAUUCAGCAGACUGGAGCAAAGAGGAUGCGACAAGCCGUCACGAGUUGAACCGAAUUCAAAGGAGUUUCGAGUCCCAAAUCGAAACGUGAACGAAGGUGUACCAGACAGCAACGUAGAAGGUAGUGGUACACUUCCUUCCAGUUUGCCAUUGCUUGAUGAUGAUAUCAAACACAGUGCACAGCAGGCCAUGGCUGAUGAAAUAACAAGCCAGCCUGCGAAUGAAGAGGGACUAAUACGGGGUGAUCUAUUGAAUUCACAUCAACCAAGUGCAGGCAGUGGCGCGAGACAGCUAGAAACUGUUUCACCUACAGACAACAGAGACGAAGUGAGAGAUGACAUAGGCGACGAAGACGCACUUAUAAACCUUAUCCAAGGUUUGAGGUUAACUGAAGAUGACAUGCAUUCCACAGGACGGAUUCAAGAAGAGAGACGUUGGGAAUUAAAUGCACAAGUUAUUGAGAGCCAGCACAAGCAACCUGUUUUCCACAACAUUCGUAAUAUACAUGUACACCAACCACAGAUGCGAAGUUUUAAUGACAGUAUAUACAGGAGAGACGUAUUGAGCGAACUCAUACCGCAAAUGAGACAAAUGGAAGAGACCAAUAGCGGAGCGUUUGAUGUUUCAAGUCAGAAGCCAACAAUUCGUCAUAGAGACCUGAACGCUUUUGAACCGAAUAAGAACUUCACGAACUCCAGGGUGUCAGCACCGAGACUCGCUCUCAAAUCUGCUAGACAAGCAUCCAAUUCUUUAGAGCAGAUUCGUGACAGAUUCAGAAAGAUGGCAGUCGAACGGGCUCGGAAGCUAAGACUCCAAGCAAGGGACAUUGAAAGAGGUGACGGGAGUGAGGAGAAUGAGAAUAUGUGCCUCAUCACUGAGAUGAAUGCAAUGACCAUAAAACAAGAAGACGUAAAGGACAACUCAACGUCAUCACCACCAACCAAACAUGGCAACAGUCGUGUUGAAAAGGAAUUUCAUCCUGGAAGCCCAUCUUAUUUAACUAACAGCGACAAAGCACAGAAAGGUGCAAAGGAGACGGGGGAAAAUGAACUAAACAACACAGUGGCAACUACGACAAUUAGCCUUACCUCAUCUAAACAACCACGCGAGGACGAAAGUGAGGAAUUUCAUAAGAAAAAUGAGAAGGAAGAAAGAUCUGUUCUUGCAAGGCUCGACACCGAAGCUGCCGCACAGAAAAAUGAACACAGGCCUGAUAAUGAAACUGCAGUCCUCCAGACUCCUGAAGAAACAGCCCCAAGUGGUUUUGCAACAGAGCUCGAUUCAAACAGCAAAGGAAGUCAGGAUACGUUGGGAAACAUAUCCGCUGCAGAAGCCACGCCAGAAUACACUACACACCAGCAGGUACUGAUGAAGAUGGAGACACUACAUGUUGAAGACCAAAAAACAACUCAAGAAGAAACAAACAGAGAGGGCUUACCACAGAGACAGUUGGUGGCACGGUUCAACGCAAAUAGCAAAGGUGCAACCGUUUCAAGACAAGAAAAGGUCUUUAGAUUCGUCAGACCGUCAAAACGGGUUAACUCAGCAGUCGUUCCUCAAAGAGAAGAUGGGGUAACAGAAUCCGCAGGUGUCGGUCAAGGCUCUCAGUCUAUGCAGUCACGUUCCACUCGGUCUAUGAUAAGUUUGCGCCUCGAGGAAGCGCGAGAUUGGAGAAGAGUAAAGGCUAAGGAGCGAGCAAGAGAGGCCAGGUUAAGGACAUUAAAUCGGGACAUUGACACCGAUGACACUUCAGAGAGCGGUGAUGAAGUUCAAGAUAACAGAACACCUCUUGAAGAUGGCAACAAUACACAAACACAUGGAUCACACUCAGAAGAAGUGCAGGAAGAGGAGUCUUUUACUGAUCCGAGCUCAGACAGCACUGAAACUACAGACUCCUCAGAGGACGAGGCAGUUGGUUUAGCAAUCAAAGGGGCACGACUUGUUACACAGCUACAGCGAUUGGAUGUCAAAUCAAACAGUGACGCUAGAGCACAACCUCAAAAAGGCCGGGCAGGUAUCAAGGCAUCGGCACAAGAACUGCUUCUAAAAUAUGCCAGGCCAGCAAAGGCGGCGCUGACGUUAAGGAUACCCAGGCCUUGCAGAAUCGAAGACCGCAGGUCACACUGCCGUCGUAGGAGGAAUAAAUCGGAAGAUUCUGACGACUUCCUGCAAUCAUCUGUAAGCUCACGUGUAAAUAAAUCCCGACAGAAGAGGAGAGAGGAAGCUUUAGAGCGGGCCAGGCUGGCGAGGUUUCGGGCUCGUUGCAUCGAACUUGAAAAUGAUGACGAUGAUGAAUUGCUGAGAAGAGACUCAGUGGACAUUUCCUUAAUGCAAAGGAUGAUUGACGAGCGGGCUGAUGAUCUGGAGAGACAAAGAACUGUGGCUGAUAGAGGACUAAGAGCACAGGUAACACCAGACGACGAGAACACGGUGCCACAUGACGGGAAAGACGCAACUGAAAAACAAAAAUGAAACCAGCCUUACGAAAGAAGAGGAAACUGGAAAAAAAACCUCACUCAGAUAGACCAACUGACUCCGUGUACACCCGUCACCAAAGCAAUGUAAGUCCAGAAGGGUAGGAACCCUGCUUGGGGGAACCUAGUAACAACACAGCAGCCGAGGAAAACCCUGCGUUAAGUCAAAGGCAAAAUCUUUUUUGUCGGCAUGUCGCACGCGUCCAACGUAAGAAAGCGAGAAGAACUGAACAGAGAGCAGAUGCUACAGCUUGAUUUAAACAAAGCGGGACCUGCAGAAGCACUCAAACCGAGAUGAGGUUAAGAUGCGCCAUGCCAAAGAAGACCGUCCAAUACCAGGUAUCCCCACGGUGCUGAGGCAAAGUAAAAACGACAGAAACAAUGGCUGAGACGGAUUAACAUCCAUCAUUACGGUCCUGUUUGAAGUAAGCAAGAAAGACACGAAGGGACCUGUUUUAGUCUCCACGAAGACCAAGGAAGCCAAAUUCCUGAAUAGACACAUGAAUGUGUCUGAUUCUGACGACAAUGACGAAGAGAGAUCUGCUAGCAAGUCGUUCUUGUCAUGGCACACUUAGGGCAGUUUUCAAAGAAAAUGACACGAACAAGGGACCACUGUUUUGCUCAGAGAACGACAGAAUACGAUAAUUUAAAAUAUUGUAGACUGAACUAAUCAAUUUUUCAAAAAAAGAUGAAUUUCUGGAUAAAAACUCUUAAAAGAGCAACCCCACCUAUAACAGCGUUGGAAAGUCUGGAUUUUUGUCUGGGUAGUGAAGGGUUGACAGGAUACGAAUGGUGCGUUUAUCCACUUACAGCAUCUCUACCCUUGGCAAGGAAUGCUUCGCGACACUCAAAGAAAACUUACUACUCAUCUGUUCUCUCACGCAUACGCAAUCACUUCUACAAAACUCAACAUUUGAGAAAUACUAUGUUAUUCAUCGUUGUAUUAAUAAGACUACAAGGAUGAGCAAUGUUGGAAUUCCUCUGUGGCUUAGACCAUGGGUGAUCUGUCAUAGAAUGAAAACUAAGAUUAAAAGCCACUUGUGACUACAGGCCAGGGAAAAAACUACUUUCAAAAUCGGAGAAUGAAAUUUUUAGAUAAAAAAAUAGGCACAAGUCAUUGGUUCUAGGAGUGCCUAGGUACACAGUGAUUUUUUUCUUAGUAACUUAGAAAAUCAAGAAUAUGAAAAAAUGGGGAAUUCAACAAGACUUAAACCAGAAAUAUCUGUAUAAUUU